Polychytrium aggregatum is the source of this 1988-nucleotide messenger RNA. Its product is annotated as Scd6-like Sm domain-containing protein. NCBI's taxonomy places the organism in Eukaryota, Fungi, Chytridiomycota, Chytridiomycetes, Polychytriales. Gene Ontology annotation, biological process: cytoplasmic stress granule assembly; P-body assembly. Gene Ontology annotation, cellular component: P-body. The transcript has 6 exons. Gene Ontology annotation, molecular function: mRNA binding. The record is from RefSeq and is a predicted model, not a curated record. Bases 122 to 1534 code for a protein of 470 amino acids.
GAGAUCCUCUCUUUUCUCCCUCGCUCUUUCGUUCCGCCAACAAGAUUCCUCCUUGCACCUUGGUUGUCCGCCCGUCCCUCCCCGUCGCCGCCGCUCCCGUCUCGCUGAUCCCUCCGCCGCCAUGGCCUACAUUGGGUCCAAGAUCAGCUUGAUUUCAAAGUCCGAUAUCCGGUACAUUGGUAUCCUGCAUGACAUCAACCAAACCGAAUCCACCGUUGCUCUCGGCCAAGUCCGCUCCCUGGGCACCGAGGGCCGACGAGGCAACCCCACUCAGGAAAUCCCCCCCUCCGACCAAAUCUUUGACUACAUUGUCUUUCGAGGCUCCGAUAUCAAGGACCUGACAGUUCUGUCUCAGCCCCCGCCGAUUCCUGUCUCGCAAAUCCCCAAUGAUCCCGCUAUAAUGGGGUCGUACUCGGCCUAUUCUCAGUACGGCGGGCCUGCUGGCUACAGCUAUCCGCCCCAGACCGCAGGCUAUCCUCAGCCCGGUCCUGCGCAAGCCCAGCGCCCGUACGCCUCGGAUGCCCCUGCCGCGUCAGCUCCCGAAGUCGAGGCUCCUGCGCAAGCCGCUCCCGAGGCCGAGCCUGAGGAGCCUGAAGAGGAGGUCGAGUUUGACCAGGUCGCCCACGACAAAGCCGGCCAGUCGUCGCCCAGGGCUGUUGCAGAGAAGCUUGGUAAGCUUGAUCUGACCGAAAGAGGACACGAUGGAGCCGCCAGGAGCAAGGAUCGCCCCGCCAAAAAGGACGGCAAGCCCCCAAGAGGCCAGGAGCGUCCCAAGUCGAGUGAUGGAGCUGGCGUAUCUGGAAAGCCCCAGCAGAAGCGGGAAGCUGCUCCGGUCGAGACCGAGGCUGGAGCCGUUACCGAAGUCGCUCCCGAGCCUCAGCAGUCUGAGCAAGAUGCCGUUGCCCCCGUCCAGCAGUACAAUAAUCGCAAUCGAGGCGGAUCGGGUUACCACGGCUACCAAUCGCACGGCCAGUACCAGGCUCAGCAGCAUGGCCAGCAGUAUGGUCAGCAGCAGGGCUUCAACAACCGUCGCGGCGGCCGUGGUCGCGGUGGCCGUCCCCACAGUGGCAAUGUCCGUAACAACCGGCUGCCUAUUCCCGACUCGGACUUUGAUUUUGAGUCGUCGAACGCCAAGUUCAACAAGUCCGAGCUACAGACAAAGGAGACCCGCGAGGUUGAGCACGAAGAAGACGAUGACUUUGAGGACGGCGAGGAGGACCACGACUCGUCUGCCUACAACAAGUCCAAGUCCUUCUUUGACAACAUCUCGUGCGAGGCCCGAGAUCGUGCCGAAGGCGAGAAAACCAGCCGCCGUGCGCGCCAGUACGAGGAGCGCCGACUCAACCUCGAGACCUUUGGCCAGAUCUCAAUCGAUGGCAACAAGCAGGGCAAUCGCCGUGGAGGCUAUGGCUACAACCGCCGCGGCGGCUCUCGCGGCGGACACUCCCACAACAACGGUGGGCAGAACUUCAAUCGCGGUGGCCAGGGCUACCGCCACAACCAGCAUAACCAACAGCAGCAAAACCAAGCCUAAGCAUCAGACACAUCCCCAUCUGCUAUGUUUCUGCAUCUUUGUUACUCGUUUGUGGCUUUCCUCCUCCAUUUGCCUUUCCAAUCGUAUAUUUUUUGAAGCCUUCCACUCCCCACGUUUGCCUUCUCUCACUCUCCCGACCCACCCCUCCUUGUGCGGCUCCUCCUGUGGUGGCAACAGCAAGAUGAAUACAGCUCGUUGGCGAAUCAAGAUGGCCUCCUGCAGCUGAACGGUGAGGCUCGGGACAGCACCCAUGCGCCCGCGAAUCAGCUCUCUCGUUAGCCAUCGGCAUCGCUGUGUCGCUGAUCGUCUUCAGCGACAAUCGCAUUUGUUGUUGCUGCACCCCGUGAUGUCUGAAACCAACCUUGAAUGCACUCGAUGUGGGAGUGUUGUGCAUCCACUCGACCAUCUGGACCGCUCCAUGGUGUAUCGAUAUCAAUAUACCUGCUUUCUCGAG